UGUCUCGUUGGGCAAACUGUAUGUCCUGGCUUCUACUCACCUUAAGCCUGAGCUCUCAGCAGCAAAGAUUCUCGCCUUAUAAACACACUGAACUCAAAUUGGAUCACUUGCUGCACUUGGCCUCCCUCUCGGAUGUGGAUCAUCUGCGUAAGACAGUGCAAGCCCUAACAAUACCCAGGGUAGUUGACACUCCAGGCCAUACCAAAGUGCGAGAUUAUAUCACAGACUUCCUAAAGAACCUAAAAUGGCACGUGAAACUGGAUAUAUUCACCGAAAAAGUGCCCAUUUUGGGUUAUCUCACCUUUAUGAAUAUUGUGGCCAGUCAGAAUCCCAAAGCCAAGAGAUUCUUAAUGCUGGGCUGUCACUAUGACAGCAAAUAUUUUCCAGAUUUUGAAUUUGUUGACGCCACAGAUUCUGCGGUUUCCUGUGCCAUACUCCUACAUCUGGCCGAGGCUCUAAAGGAUCAGUUUCGAGAAUCUGAUCUCAGCUUGAUGUUUGUCUUCUUCGAUGGCCACGAGGCCUUUAAGAAAUGGUCGCAGACGGAUUCACUCUAUGGCUCUCGUCACUUGGCUCAACGUUGGCUUAAACACCACACUCUAGGCAAUAUUGAGCUCUUCCUGCUGCUGGACCUAAUAGGUUCUCCAGAUACGUCCUUCAAGCUGCUUAACAAAAGAACUUUUAGUUAUUACAAAAGAUUGGUUGAGCUGGAGAGGCGAAUCGUUAAAACGGGAAUCUUGCAGCGAAAAGAACAUAUUUUUCAAAUGGAAUAUGGUCAGGAUAUUAAAGAUGAUCAUCUACCUUUUCUAGAGCAAGAAGUGCCUGUGGUUCAUCUCAUAGCGAAUAAGUUUCCCAAGGUGGAAAAGGCAAUAGACUACCAGAUUGUGGAGCAAGUAGAUCUUGUCCUGCGAAUGUUUGUGGUGGAGUUUAUGCGAUCGAAAACCAUCUCGACAUCUUCUUUUCCUUACAUUUAAAUUGUUAAAUACUUAUGAAAUAUUUUCAAUAAUUAGUAUAAAUUU
Molecule: messenger RNA, 1016 nt
Organism: Drosophila kikkawai
Lineage: Eukaryota; Metazoa; Arthropoda; Insecta; Diptera; Drosophilidae
Product: glutaminyl-peptide cyclotransferase
Molecular function (GO): zinc ion binding; glutaminyl-peptide cyclotransferase activity
Source: RefSeq, a predicted model, not a curated record